CCUAUAUAUAAAUAUCACAUGAUUUGAGCACAGUCCCAAAUCAGAACUACAGCCAUUCUAUCUACACUAGAGCUAGCAAUCAACCUAGGUAAAUUCUUCAUUUUAUGUUACAUGCAUAAAUCUAUAGUCUCUGUAUGUAUGUAUCUCUUAUGCAAAUAAUGUUAACAAAAUGCUCUUUAUUUGCUGAUUUGCUGGAUAUAGUUUAAAAAAAAGAGUUGUUUAUGGUAUUUUAUGAAAGCAGUAGUAUUUCAGAGGAACAAUACUGUAUAUCUCUCCAAAAGGGCUUUAAGCAUGUUAUCACUCCUAAUACUGCUGCUGAAUCUUACCAAUCAUGCCUUUGGAGAAAAUCCUGCAAUAAAGGCCAUAUUGACAAAUAAAGGACUUCAAUAUGGUAAGAAAAUGCUAUUUCCUCAAUUAUUUUGAGUUAAAAUACCAAACCAGAGAAAGUGCAUUACAACAACUACUUUAUUCUUGUAUCCUCCAGGGUCACACAUUGGGGCUGAUUGGAUGCAGGAGAAGAUAUGGAGUAUGAUCAUACCAGAUAUCAGCGGUGGUGUUGACAUUGGUAUAGGAACAGUGCACUACGUCCUUGACGGGUACAUGUUGUGGUUUUCAUUUAUGAAAUUAAAGUAAACCAUUACUGUUUAUAAUCUCAGAAUAACGUUUAACUUAAUCAUCAUUAGUCAAAGAACCUGCUACAGACAUUUUGUGCUUUGUGCUUUGGUGGCAAAGUACCAAGAAUGAGUUUGGGUCUAAUAUUUUGUCAUAGUCUCCGAAGAUGUUCUAUCAUUUAAAACAGUGCUAUUGACACACUGCACAACAUUUACAUUUUUCUGUCUCCAUCAUCCUUCUCUCUAGAAUCUCAGUGUCUGGGUGUGAUGUUCCAGAGCCUUCAGUGGAGUUCUAUGAGGGCGUGGGACUCAAGACUGGGAUCAGUGGCUUCAGCAUUUCAAUGAAGGGCAAUUGGCACACACGUUUUGGCAUCAUGUGAGUGACAGUGAUCAGUUUCUGUUGUCUGAUUGGUGCCUGUUUUUCUAUUUUCCCAUUUUUGUAAACGUUCCAUGCUAUUGGAUUAUGAGGCUCAGGUACAGUAUUGAUGUCUGUCUCCUGAAAAGGGAGAAUCUUUGUUAAAUGUACUGGUAACACAACUACUGGUAACACAACUACUGGUAACACAAGGUAACACAACUACUGGUAACAAAACUACUGAUGACAGUAUAAGAGGAACUGAUACACUAACUCUGUACAGAGAAGAACCUUCGAGGUUAAACAUAUUCUAUCUGGGACCAGUCAGAUAAGAAUGAAUAGUUCUCUCAACGGCUCUUCCUGUUUUCACAUCAGAAUCUUUGAGCUUUGAGGCCUGCGCCUUUUGUAAUGAGUUCAAAACUAAUCGAAUUUCUAAUAAUAUGAUGUCUUGUCCCACUCCCUGUGUGUUUGCAGAAGCGAUGGUGGCUCAUUUGACCUGGCAGUGUUCAAUGUGGACGUGACCUCUGUGGUGCAGUUAGGGAGUGAUUACAGUGGACACAUUUCUAUCUCCAGUGAAAACUGUGAUGCCAGGAUAAGCAAAGCAUCAAUCACUUUCCAUGGAGGAGCCAGGUAUGUUUCAAAAAAUGUAUUUAGAGAGAGGGGGAGAGAGAAAGAGAUGUAUGAUCAUUAUAAUUUGGUAACCAUUUUGUUAACAGUUUUAUCUUCCAGCCAUUUGUGACCCUUUUCAAAGAUCAGAUGACUGCUCUAAUUGAGGAAAAAGUGAGUAAAUCGAUUCACCUCAUGAUUUGUAUUCCUUAUAUCAGUAAAUGUUCAAAUUAUGUGUUUUCUUUUCAAACUGACUGCAUGACCAUAUGCUGUAUAUCACUGCACCCAGAUCUGCCCAAUGGUUGAAGAGCAUGUUACAGAUUUGGAUCAACAUCUAGCAGAAAUGCAAGGUAUUGCAGUAGGGAGGACAAAGAAAAAAAAUAGGCUACACAAAUAUUCUUCCUACCAGUAUUGUGGUGCUCAUGGGAUUUUUUUUUUCACUACAGUGUCCUUCAAGGUCAAUUCUGCUCUGGUUUUGGACAUCCCCCUCACUAACCCACCCCUCGUUGAAUCUAUUGGCCUUGGUCUGGAUUUGAAGGUAGCUUUACCUGAUGUGAAUAGACACAACAUAACCCAAUAUUAUUGUGUUUCAUGAAGAAGAAAGGGUGGGGACUGGGGGUAUCAUACUUUGAACUCAGGAUCCUUGCUCAGAGUUACUGAUUUCUGUGUUCCAGGGUGAGUUCUACAGUGUUCAGAGUCACACAGAUCCUCCUUUUAAGGCCGAGCAUUUUGAUCUGCCAAAGGAUGAUGGCCACAUGCUCUCCCUGGGCCUGUCUGAAUUCACUGUCAACUCUGCCUCCUACGGUUACUUCUCCGCUGGACUCCUGCAGGCCAAAAUUAACGACAGCAUGGUGUGUGUUUAGGCAUGUGUGUGUGUGUGGUGUGUGUGUGUUUUUGGUUUUACUAUCCUUGUGGGGACCAGAAGUCCUCACAAGGAUAGUAAAACAAGGAAAAGGUUUAGGAGUUAGGUUUAGGGUUAGGGUUAGGGUUACAAUUAGGGUUAGGUUUAGAAUUAGGGUUAGGGUUAGGGUUAGGGUUAGGUUAAGGGUUAGGGGUUAGGGAAAAUAGGAUCUUUCAUGGGAAUCAAUUGUUUGGUCCCCACAAGGAUAGUAAAACAAAUAUGUGUGUGUGUGUGUGUUCAUGCCUCUGUCUGUCUGUCUGUCUGUUUUUCUGUCAACUACAGUCAUUUCACUCCUUUUAAUCUAAGUAUGCAAACUGUUGAGUUACCUCCGUAGUUAAUAACCCUUCUCCUUACUUCCUCUAUUAAUCUCAGAUCCCCAAGACUUCUCCUUUCCGCCUCAACACAACCUCCUUCGGGCCUCUCAUCCCUCAGGUAACACCGAGAAAAUCCUUGGCCGUAGCCAACAGGAACAUACAUUCAGUGGCCAUUUAGUACCGGGUCAGACCCCCCUUUGCCUCCAGAACAGCCUGAAUUCUUUGGGGAAUGGAUUCUACAAGGUGUCAGAAACAUUCCACAGGGAUGUUGGUCCAUGCUGACGCAAUGGCAUCACACAGUUGCUGCAGAUUGGACGGCAAUACAUUCCUGCUACAAACAUCCCAUUCCAUCUCAUCCCAAAGAUGCUUUAUUGGGUUUGGCGAGCAACAAUGUUCAGAUACGCUGUGGUGUUCAAUCGUUGCUCAGUUGGUAUCAAGGGACCUAACGUGUGCCAGAAAAACAUUCCCCACACCAGUAACUACCGUCACCAGCCUGUACUGUUGACACCAGGCAGGAUGGGUCAAUGGACUCAUGCUACUUAUGCCAAAUCCUGACUCUGCCAUCAGCAUGACGCAACAGGAACCGGGAUUUGUCGGACCAGGCAAUGUUUUUCCACUCUUCAACUGUCCAGUGUCGGUGAUCGCGUGCCCACUGGAGCCGCUUCUUCUUGUUUUUAGCUGAUAGGAGUGGAACCCUGUGUGGUCAUAAGGCGGCAGGUAGCUUAGUGGUUAAGAGCGUUGUGCCAUUAACCGAAAGGUCGCUGGUUCUAAUCCCUGAGCCGACUAGGUGAAAUAUCUGUCGAUGUGCCCUUGAGCAAGGCACCUAACCCUAAUUGCUCCAGUAAGUCGCUCUGGAUAAGAGUGUCUGCUAAAUGACUAAAAUGUAAAUGUAAAUGUCAUCUGAUUCAAUAUCCCAUCCGUGACAAGGAUCGACGAAUUGUGCGUUCCGAGAUGCCGCUCUGCACACCACUGUUGAAUUGCACCGUUAUUUGUCUGUUUGUGGCCCACCUGUUAGCUUGCACGAUUCUUGCCAUUCUCCUUCGACCUCUCUCAUCAAUGAGCUGUUUUCACCCACAGGACUGCCGCUAACUGGAUGGUUUUUGUUUGUCGCACUGUCGUGCAUUAAAAAAGUUUCUAAAAUACUGGAUCUGACACGCCUGGCACCGACGAUCAUAGCACGCUCAAAGUCGCUUAGGUCACUAGUUUUGCCCAUUCUAAAGUUCAAUCGAACAGUAACUGAAUGCCUCAAUGCCUGUCUGCCUGCUUUAUAUAGCAAGCCACGGCCACGUGAAUCACUGUCUGUAGGAGCUAUCCAUUUUCGUGAACCUAAUAAACUGGCCACUGAGUGUGCAUGGACUGUGUAGUUUGGGACGCAGUGCCCUUGAACAAAAGCUUUCUAAAUGCACCAUUUAAUUCCCCCCAGCUUCCCAAGCUCUUCCCCAACAUGCUGAUGGAACUGCAGGUGUAUGCCAGGGACGUUCCAAUGUUUUCCUUCCAGGCUGAUAAGGUGACACAGGAAUUUCCAGGUGCCAUUAAGGCCUUUGCCAUCCAGCCAAAUGCUUCACGGACUCCACUGUUCAAUCUCAAUGUUGUGAGUUUGCUUUUUUGGUUCAGGGUUCAUGUAAAUCCUUUUCAGUUAAAUGUGAUUAUGUACUUUCAGAACGCAUUCUGUGCAGUGGACUAAUCUUCCAUUAAUUCCAAUACAUUUUUCUUCUCUUCCAGGACUCAAUUUUUCGUGGGAUGAUACGCAUUUCAGAAGAGAAACUCCAAGGCUUGAUGAAACUAAACAAGUAAGAUGAGUUUCAGUUCCACUUGAAUUAAAUAAAUACAUUUGAUUUGUACAUUAAUUGAGUAAUACAACUCUCCAUUUGCUAGUUUUACCCUGACACUGGCAUCAAGUGAAGUGGGAACAUUCCAGGUAUGAUGCAAAGACACUGCAUUACAUUUAUAAUGAUGUGGUGCACUGCUUAACCUCAGUACACUGUGGGCCAGUUUCUCCAUUAGGCCUGCUUGUUAGUCCAGGACUAAGCUUAAUCUGUAUCCGGGAAACCGGCCCUGUAUGGCUAAAUAAAGAGAUACCAAAUGUUGACAACGAUCACUAUUUUGCAGACUGCAGCCCUGGAAAAAAUUGUGAAAAUGGGGGUGGAGGUUUCAGUGUUAGCUAAACUGAACGGUAAGUUCUGAAAUGUAUGCAGGAAAAAGAGCACACAAUCCUAGAGUAGUACUACAGUAGGCCUAUUCAUAUUCAAAUUGACCAUAUACACAUUGUCAAACCACACUUCAUCAUGACAUUUCCUUAACCUACAAAACCAUUGUGUGUAAGCCUAAUGACUGGCCUGCUGAAAUAGUUACCCUAAACUACUGCCGUUUGUUUGUUGCAGCCAAACUGGAGGAGGGCAUUGCUUUACCCACCAUGCACCACAUCCAUCUGGUUAACCCUGUGCUGAAGAUCCAGCAGGUCUGAUACCAUCUAUUAUUUUAAUGUGUUACUUGUAUUUAUUUUUUUGCUUUAGUUUAUUUAGUAAAUAUUUUCUUAACUCUUUUUUUUUCUUAAAACUGCAUUGUUGGCUUGUAAGUACGCAUUUCACGGUAAAGUCUGCACCUGUUGUAUUCGGCGCAUGUGACAAAUAAAAUUUGAUUUGAUCUAUUAGUGUAGCUUUUAAACCAGCCUCAAUUAGUGUAGGCUGGGAAAUCUGUAAAUAUAUUUAAUUUGCCAGUUGUGGCUACUUUAUUUUGAGUAUGUGAGUGUGUGUCAAAUCAAAUCAAAUGUUAUUUGUCACAUGGGCUGAAUACAACUUGUGUAGACUUUACCGUAAAAUGCUUGCUUACGAGCCCUUCCCAACGAUGCAGAGUUUAAAAAUAAUAAUACAAAUAAAAUAGUAACACAAGAGGAAUAAAAUAAAAUACACAAGAAUGGAGCUAUUACAGAGAGUACCACUACCAGAUCAAUGUGCAGAGGUGCGAGGUAUUUGAGGUAGAUAUGUACAUGAAGGCAUGGUAAAAUGACUAGGCAUCAGGAUAGAUAAUAAUAAGAGUAAAAUAAAGAACAGAGUAGCAGCAGCAAAUUAUGAGUGUAAAAGUGUGUGUGUAUGUCUGUGUAAUGUGUAUGUAUGUGUGUGUGUUAUGUGUGUGUGUGUGAAUGUGUGUGGGUUUUGUGUGGGAGUGUCAAUGUAGUGUGUGUGAGUGAGUGUAUAUACAGUAUAGUAUGUAUAUAUAGUCUAGUGAGUGUGCGUAGGGUCAGUGCAGAUAGGGUCAGUGCAGAUAGUUUGGGUACCAUUAAUGAACUAUUUAGCAGUGUGCAUGUGUAUCUUUACUUUCACCAAAGUGGUUCUGGCAGAUACUGGCAGUAUUUUGGGUUCAUUCAAAUGUUUCUUUCUCCCACAGGGAUUUGUGUCCAUUGCAUCAGACCUUGACGUUAAAUCUGCAGAGAGAGAGAGCAUUUCUGAAGGGAUUUACCCUUACCAACUCUAGGUGGUGCUGCUAAUAUCAUUCAUUACUAUCCCAGAAAAAAAUGAUACAUUACUAAUUUCUUAAUGUAGAACUGCAAGUAGCUACACAUUAACCACUGCCUAAUCCAUGGUUAAAUUUUAGCACUGAAAACACCAGCCGAUUCAUAUAGAUGUGUUAAGAUUUAGAAACAUAUUAUUCAAGAGAGAAUUUUCAGCUUUGCCUUGUUUUCAGUGAACCAAUUAUCAUAGGUAUCAGAUGAAAUGUACUGCUUCUACUGAAAUUUAAUUUGAGCAUUGCCCCAUUUUGGCAAUGGAUAACUCACUGAUUAAAGAAACAAGACCGCUUGUACUGUAACACCGCUAAAAACAACUGAUUGCAGCUCACAAUAAACCUGAUAAAGCUGUGUGAUGCAAUAAAAUGAAACACCACAUGAAUACACCAAUAAAUUGUUUUACAAAAAGUUUAUUUCUGUUUUCUUGAAAAGUGUUAGCUAUGGCUAUGGCAAGGUUAAAACAAGGCUACAGUAAACAUGUAGUCCCCCACACAGUGCUUAAUUUGAGCCGGAACAGGAUCCGGAACCUCUUAGAUUUGACUUUGUUCGUUCCAGCACCUAUUUACCCGGAUCCAGUACCUCUCGCGGCAUGAUUUAUUAAUUGUUUAAU
Coregonus sp. 'balchen' is the source of this 6899-nucleotide messenger RNA. The record is from the annotation of a GenBank genome assembly. NCBI's taxonomy places the organism in Eukaryota, Metazoa, Chordata, Actinopteri, Salmoniformes, Salmonidae.